Schistosoma margrebowiei is the source of this 3386-nucleotide messenger RNA. Lineage: Eukaryota; Metazoa; Platyhelminthes; Trematoda; Strigeidida; Schistosomatidae. The record is from the annotation of a GenBank genome assembly.
AGACCACAAGUUAGCGCGUCUCUGAAUGUUAUGUCUGGAGUGAGGUUAGACAAUACGGAUAUUUUUGAACGUGUUGGGGCCGAGUCAUAUGGACGACCUGGUGAAGAAACUGGUGCGAUAGACACUAAAGAAAAUGCUCCACAUUAUACCAUUCAAGGGGUAUUACAUUUUUUACAAACUGAGUGGAAUCGUCUGGAGAUGCAACGCUCCCAAUGGGAAGUCGAGCGAGCUGAAUUGCAAGCACGAAUAGCAUUCCUUCAAGGGGAGCGUCGUGGUCAGGAAAAUCUAAAGCAGGACUUAGUUCGACGAAUUAAAAUGUUAGAGUAUGGUUUGAAACAGGAGCGUGUCAAAUUUCAUCUAUACAAAGCUUCAGUUUCUGCUGGCAACCCACUUACUUCCCUCAAACAAACUGAUCAAGAAUCUAGUACCAGAAGUGAAUCAACCACCGCAAAGCCUUUGCUGAAACCAGCUGAAAAACUAGCUGAGUGUACUGAGCAGACUCUCGAAAGUAAUGUGAAGUGGCGAGAGAGUCGAUUACGUCUCAAACAGUUUCUUCAGGAAGUUGGUUAUGCAGAUGCUGUCCUUAGUGUACGCGAAGCACGUGUACGCCAUUUAUUGUUGUCAGCUGCAGGGUGGCCUAAUGAACCUGACUCUUCUCUCACGACUGCAGAUCCGAAGAAUAAACAUUAUCUUUGGGAAUGUGAUAAGCCCAAGUCGAAACUCAAUGAUAAUGCUGGUUAUGAUGCCAGCCUUCAAGAUGAACUUGCGGAAGAUGCUAUAGCAAAAAUAAAUCAGGUUGUGCGAUCAGGCUCAGAUUUUCUCACGUCUGAUGAUUUGGGUUCUGGAUUUGGUAGUGAGUUAAAUGACCAAUCUACCGAACCGGAUACAACAGGGAAUUCGGGUACUGACAAUUCUGAAUCAUUUGAUAACGCAAGUUGGGUGAACAGAUUUCGUCGAACAAGUGAUGCGAAUAAACGCAAAUCGCAGGGUCAAACAAAUUACUCGCAACGAAAUGAGUAUUCGAAGAAUAUAAGUUCUAGUACCACAGUAUCCUCGUUUCUGAACAGUUUUGGGGAAAUUGGAAGUGCAGGACAAUCGAAGCGAUUCGGUCGUAAACAUGCAGCCGAUACAAAUAUUUUGGAUUUAAUCAACACAUUGUCGGAAAAAGUUGAUAAUAAUGAUGAUUUUUUAUCAAACGCUGUAUCUGAUAUUAAUUCAACCGCCGCAGUAUAUCCUAGUAGUGGUCAAACUCCGAACUCCGUCUCACCGAACAAUAAAUCGAGUUCACCAAAUAAUGGAACAAAUUUAUGGGGAUCGGACUUAUCAGAUCCCAAUGUUGUAGAUUCUACUGGUCAGGUUGGUGUAAAAGGUCGUCUGGAAUCUGUGAAAGAAUCUAAUCCGACAGAUCCUCUUGGGCUAGGUGAUCUGGCUAGUUUAACUGUAGCUAACGAAGCUGAUUCAGGUUUAAAUGGUGAUGUUUGUGACUCAAAUUUACCUGGAAGCAAUUAUGAAUCAUCAGUGUUAGGUGGCUCUGUCAGUAGUAAUGCUCAAGUAGACAGUGCGGCAAAUAUUUCAUCAACUUACUCAACUGGUCGUCGACCGUGGGCCCCGAGAUAUACACUUCGCGGUCACUUCGAUGGUAUCAGAAGCGUUGCAUUUCAUCCCACCGAACGAGCUGUUUAUACUGCUGGUGAAGAUGGAUGUGUAAUGCUUUGGAAUUUGUUAAAAACUGGGCCUCCGGGAUCGGCUAUUACCUCAGGAAGAGCAGGUCUCAAUUCAGGUCCAGUGGACGAAUUGUCACCUGUACAUGUUUACUGUGGCCAUAAAGGCCCUGUUUUAUGUGUCACUACGCCAAGCCCUCUGCUUUCUUCAACUAUGAGUACUGCUGUGUAUUCUGGUGGUCUUGAUGGAACAGUUCGAUCAUGGCGUUUACCAUCUGCCUCUAAUGGCCUAGGUCUGAUUGACAUAUAUGCACCUCAAGAACUAGAAACCGUGACUGGUCCAGUUUUCGCAAAUUCAUCAUCACCUGUUUGGUCAAUCGCUGUACACCCAUCUAGUCCUCUGUUACUUGCUGCUCAUGCAAAUGGUUCUAUCGAUUUUUGGUCUACUGUAGAAAAGCUUGAAAAUGAUUCACCAAUUUCUCCAGUCCUAUCAGUUCAUAUGGAUCGCCUAAUUAAACCUUUAGGUGCUAAUGAACCUCCGUUCGGACGUCCAACUUGUCUUCAUUUUUUGGUCAGCCGUCCGGAUUCAUUAACGGCCUCUCAAUGUGUUGUCGGAACUAGCACGGGAUGGUUAGCGCUAUUAGACGUUCAGACUGGUCAGUUAAUCAACCAAAUACCACCAGCACCUCCUCUGACCGAUCCUAGUCGCGAUGAGCAGCCACUGAAUAUGGCAAACAUACCGGUAGCAGGCGAAUGUAGUUUACCUUCUGGUUGGACAGAACGUUCACUUAAUGCUCUGGGUUCACAUCAAACAUUAUCUCUCGUUAUUGGAGCCCAUGAGGAUCGUUGUAUUCGGUUCUAUGAUAUCAACCGCAUGUCCGACCGUUCGUCAGUUACGAAUUCGGCAUGUGUAGACGCUAUGGUUACACAUUUGAAUGCUGUUACAAGCCUUGCAGUCGAUCCUCACGGUCUGUAUUUAUUGACUGGAAGUCAUGAUGCCUCUAUUCGUGUUUGGGAUGUUGAAAGUCGUACAUGCAUACAAGAAAUGACUAAUCAUGGAUUCAAAUACAAUGAAUCAGUUCAUUCAGUAGCUUUACAUCCACAACUUCCUUUAGCAGCUAGUGCUGGAGCAGAUGCCAUAUGCAAAAUUUAUGUAACAGCUACAUAAAUAAUUGAUUAAUUUCGAUUAUAUUCUCUUCAUAAACAUUCAACCAUUUGUAAUUUUCGUUUUUUCUCUUUUCUCCAGUGUUAAACUGCAUAACUUUUUUGUUUUCGUAUUAUGACAUUAAUGUUCGGUUGAUAUUCUUUUUUCCCAUCUACUGUUUAUGUAUGUAUGUAUGUCUUCUCAUUCCGUUUUAUUGUUUGUUAAAUGUAGAAAAGUAUAUUUAUACAUAAUUUUGAUCUGCAUGCCUACUUUAACAUUUUCCUACUCUUUAAAGACUUGAUAGUAUUGCUGACAAUUUCAAUUUAUUAGUAGUAAUUGAUGUGUUUUUUCUUCAUUCGAUCCAUUUUAUUUUGUUUCUGGCAUUUUAUCGGUUCUCUUCUAAUUUGCUUACAUAAAUUAGUUAGAUUUACUUUUAUUUAUGCAUUGUUAUAUUCGUUUUUACAUAGAUACACUUGUCUUUAUUAUCUAAGCUAUAGACUUGUAGUUUGAAUCCUAAUAUGUUUCAUAUGUUGAUUAAUAUUAAGGUGACAACGUACUACAUACUCUAUUCAUUAUCAUCG